AAGAAAAGGCGUGAUGACAGUGGCAACGUUGAUUUGAGACUGGCAAAUGUAUCCAUGCCAUCGUUUAGAAUAUGUUUUAUCCCUGCAAAGACCUGUCAGUGGGUGGCUAAAUUUGACCCUCGUGAUACCCUGCUGUCUAAAGUCAUGAGAGCGCAUGUGCGCAUAUGGCAUAGCAGAAGUGGGAGAGCUAUACUGUACUGGGAGAAAACAAGCAUCAAAACACUAGUCUUUUGCACUUUCCGUGGAGCUUGAAGGAGAAGCUUCACAAGGAUGGCAAGUGUGCUGUGCCGUAGAGCGAGACUGGUGUCACAGAUCUCCGGGAUUCACGGAGCCCAGAGGGUGCCUCCUGCCCGAGCAUUCUCCGCCGCUGGGUCGUCGGGGUCGGACGAGCCCUAUGUUGUUGUAUCGUCACAAGAUACAGCAGGACCCAGAACCAUAUGGCCUGAUGAGCACAUGGGCCCAUUCGGUCAAAAGGAUCAGCGGUUUCAGUUGCCAGGCAACGUAGGCUUUGCCUGCCAUCUAGAGGGGACAGGACCCUAUAAGAAGGGCCCGGUCCACCGGACGGUCCCUGAUGUUCUGACCUCCCCGUCCAACAGUGAGAGACACGAGUUUGUGCUGGCACAGUUUGUGUCUGAGUUUCAGGGAAAAGAGAUUCCUUUGGUCGCCCAGAGGGUGAGCAGAGCGGAACAGUACUUUGACCACUCAAACAUCGAGUGCUCAAUGCAUCCGUGCCCAGAGCUGUUAAAAAAAGAGUUGGAGUUGUUUUUCCCAGCAGCACCUGCGGGUAGUCUCAUGGUUGUCACGGUGACACAGAAGACCCUGGGAAUAGAAGGCGAGGACUUGGACCUAGAAAGACAACAGCUCUUAGAUAAGUUUGUGAGCGGUGCUAAAGAGUUAUGCUUCACCUUGUGGAGAGGUGGAUUCUGGGCCGACUUCAUAAAUCCCACCACGGGACAAGCGCACUUUGGCUACACCUCCAGCGACAGCGUCCUAAAGAUGGCGGAGUCCGUGCGGCACUUAGGGUUCCGCAUCGAGGAGCUGGGCUCGUGCAAAGUCAUCCGGCACGUCUUAACGGGCACGCAUGCGUUCGCAGGAACCCUGUUCACCAACGCCCCCUCCAACAGCCACAUCAUGGAAAGCCUGCAAGGACACUCGAGUGCGUAUGAGGAGGCGGACAUUUAACCUUGUAACACUUCAGUGAAGCACGUACACACAACACACACACACACACACACACACACACACACACACACACACUAACACACACUCAAACUGUGAUUCGCUGUUCUUACAGCUGGUAGUUGGCCUUGGUGAACUUUGAAA
Molecule: messenger RNA, 1323 nt
Organism: Clupea harengus (Atlantic herring)
Lineage: Eukaryota; Metazoa; Chordata; Actinopteri; Clupeiformes; Clupeidae
Gene: mmadhca
Product: metabolism of cobalamin associated Da
Biological process (GO): cobalamin metabolic process
Cellular component (GO): mitochondrion
Source: RefSeq, a predicted model, not a curated record